Messenger RNA from Scylla paramamosain (green mud crab), 4125 nucleotides. RefSeq names its product probable ATP-dependent RNA helicase DDX20. Lineage: Eukaryota; Metazoa; Arthropoda; Malacostraca; Decapoda; Portunidae. The transcript has 3 exons. The record is from RefSeq and is a predicted model, not a curated record. Gene Ontology annotation, molecular function: ATP binding; nucleic acid binding; RNA helicase activity. The coding region runs from base 258 to 3266 and encodes 1002 amino acids.
UGCCGAUCCAAAGGCCUGGCUCAGGAGUGAUCCUGUGCCACCUGUACCAUCAAGAUCAAGAUCAAGAUCGAGCUUCACGUGCAAGAAAGGCAGACAGGCGGGGGCUUUCGUGCGUGGCUACCAAUCACUCUUCACGGGUACUGAGAGGUAGCAGCACACUGCUCCUACGAGGUGGUCACUGCCUCACCCUGCUGCCUAGCCACCACCACCACCAGCGGUGUGGAGGUGAAAACAGGAGAGGUUGCACCACCACCACCAUGGAGCAGGUUGCCCACCACUUGGAGGAGAAGGAGCGGACCCGUGACAUUGAGAUUGAUGAAAAUGUGACUUUUACUGACCUGCUGCUGUCUGAGCCGGUGCUGGCUGGUCUGCACACUGCAGGAUUCAAGCGACCCAGCCCCAUCCAGCUGGCGGCCAUCCCCCUGGGGCGCUGUGGCCUGGACCUGGUGGUGCAGGCCAAGAGUGGCACUGGCAAGACAUGUGUGCUGGCUGUGGUGGCCCUGGAAGCUGUGAGUGUUGCCUCACCAGCCACCCAAGUGGUGGUGGUGGCGCCCACGCGUGAGGUGGCUGUCCAGGUGGCACAGGUGGUGUCCACAUUGGCCAGCGCCAUGCCUGGCCUGUCCACAGCAGUUGUCAUUGGUGGCACCAAGCUGGCUGAUGACAAGGCCAGGCUGCAGCAGUGCCAGGUAGUGGUGGGCACCCCAGGCCGCCUGGCUCACCUGGUGUCUCUGGGCCACCUGCACCUGCACUGUGUUAGGCUGUUGGUGCUGGACGAGGCUGACCGCCUACUGGAGGGAAACUUCCUCGGCCCGGUGACUGAUCUGGCCAGUGCCCUGCCCCUCAACAAACAGGUGCUGUGCCUGAGUGCCACCUUCUCAGAUAGUGCUGCGGCCCAGGCUGAGGGGCUGAUGCGCUCCCCAUCGCAUGUGCGGCUGGACCGAGACUCACCAGCCCUGCUUGGGGUGAACCAGGUGGUGUGUCGCCUGCAACACGUGGCAUCCCCACAUCUGCGUCAGGCAGCCAAGGAGGCAGAGCUGCUGCGGCUGCUCUCCCAUGUCACCUUCAACCAGUGCCUAGUGUUCUCAGGCUCACAACUCCGUGCUGAGUCCGUGUGUCACCGACUCAAGGCCGAGGGGUGGCCAUCAGCCUACCUCACAGGGGCUCAGUGCCAGACGGAGCGCCUAGCUGCUUUGGAGUCAUUGCAGACCCACCGCUGCCGCAUCCUGGUGGCCACGGACCUGGCAGCGCGUGGCCUUGACUCGGCCCAUGUCAAUCUGGUGGUGAGCCUCGACCUUCCCCAAGAGCCAGCCACUUACUUACACCGAGCAGGCCGUGCUGGCCGCUAUGGUUCCCGGGGUGCUGCAGUGAUGCUGGUGUGCGGCCCAGAGGAGUGGUACGGGGCCAGGGCCAUUGCCACACUGGCCAAUGUCAGGCUGCUGUUGGCUGGCAAGCACUGGGUGAACCAUCUGGCCAUGAAGAAGGUGGAGGGAUGGAAGUGGCCAGAAGGAGGGAAGGAGGAGAAGGUGAGAAUGGAGGAAUCAGAUGAGGGAAAAACAGGAAGUAUAGAAAAACAGGAGGAAGAGGGAGUGGAUAAAUCACAGGAAGGAAGGAUAGGGGUGGAAGGAUCAAAUGAGGGGAAGGAGGAAGAAGUAACCAGACUGAGGGAGGUGGACCACUUAGAUGAGGAGGAAGCACAUGCCUGGCUAAAGACACACAAGCCCUACAGGAAGGAGUCUGUCCCUGCCACACCCCAGCAGGAGAAUGGGGAGGUGCAGUCAAAGAACAACAACAAAUUCGUGAAUGGAGAUGUGAACCCACCAGUGAGUGAGGCAAAGUGUGAGACAAUUACAGAAACCCAAAGAGAUCAUGAGGUGAAGAAGAAAGUGAGAAGGAAAGAAAGAGACCACAAUCAGGAGGAGGAAGAGGAAGAAAAAGAGAACAGAGGAAACAUGAAGAGACACAACACUUCCACACAAACAAACACUCACAAAAAUACACAAAAAUCACCCCAAAAACACAGAGAGAAGCAGGAAAUGAACACAGACACUCAGAAGAAACACAACACAGAGACAGACUUUAAUACCAAAGGCACUGUCAUGUCUCUAGUAAGCAGGGUGUGGCACAGACCCCCCCCAGUCACCAUGUCUUAUGCCCACCUGCUCUCAGAAUGCACAACACACCACAACACGUCCACCCCAACCUCAGACACCCAGGUAAAAGUCCCACCGUGGCCUGUACAGGUGGAGGCAACUGAGAGUGAGGUAUUUGCCCUAGAGAAGUACCUGGAUGGGCAGCGAGAGGAGGCACAGGAGAGGAAGGAGGCAUGGAGUGGUGUGCGAUUUGAUGCCUUUGCUGUUCUUGAUGCAAUGACUCAGGGGAGGAAUGCAAGGGAGGUGCUGGAGGAGGAAAUACAGCGGUCCACACAUGCCUUCCCUCACACUCCCGUUUCCCCCACACCAAGCACUGGCAGCAUUCACUCAUCACCCAGUACCUCCCAGCACUCCAGUCACUCCCAACCCAAGAACCACAAAUCUAAACAAAGCCAAAAGUCAUCCAGUUCUGAAGACUCAUCCUCAUCUAGUGACUCAGAGCUCCCCACUACAGGACAAAAGCAGGUUUCUUCACCCCCACAAAGGCAUGUUUCUUCACCCCCACACCCCACACAGCACACAGCACAGCACCUCUCAGCAAUGCACAGCCAAGCACCACAGCCUCAGAGAGAACAGCCAGUGCACAACACCACAGGAACACGUCCGAAGGAGAGGAAGCAAAGAAAGACACAAAGUCGGGAAAGUAAGAAUGAAGCAGAGAGUAAACCAAUGCACUAUCAGAGCUACCAUGACAACUACAAUUACAGUGGUUACAACAACAACUACAACUACAACCAAGGGUACCCAGGUUAUGAUCAGAAUCAACAGUACUACUACAACCAGUAUGCAGACCAUAACACCUACAACGGCUAUAACCAAGGGUACUAUGAUUACAACCAAGGACACAGCUACCAUGAAUCCACACAACUACCCACACACACACACACAGGGUACACACAGGGGAUGGACGCAUACAUAAGAAGUGCAUGCAAGUUUGCGUCAAUGAUGGAGUAUGUGAGCAACAUGGGACGAGUGAGUCUGUAUGUGUCUCAGGAUUACCACAACAGGAGGCAGCAGUGGGGGGAGCAGACAGGUGGUGAGGGAACAACAAGGCAUGGCUGGGGUUGCCACAGUGCUGGAGAACAAGGCAGAGGAGAGAGGCGACAUAAACAGUAGUAACUGCCACUCUGCUCUAUGAACAAAAGAACGGCUGUGAUGGUUAAACUGAAGGGGAAAGAGAAACAGUGACAAGACAGCAGUAACAGCUACAGAACAAGGUAGAAGAGAACAGUGGCUUAAGCAGUAGUAACAGCAACAGAAGAGGAAAGAAGGGAGGAGUGACAAGGAGAAAAGUUGUGAUAUUUAAUCAGGAGAAAGGGAAAGAAGAGAGCAGUGACAAACAGCUGUAACACUGCCACUCUGCAUUGUGUACCAAGGAACUACUGUGAUAUCUAAAGUGAAGGGAAGAGAGAGAGAAGUGACAUUACAGUGUGGCCUUACAUGCCUAACUGACUAGAGAUUGUGAAUAGACAGGCGAUAGUGAAAGUAAAUUAUAUGUUUUAGAUGACACAAAAGGAGCAGUGAGCAUUUCUGCAUUUGUGACUGAUUGAAUAAUGUCAGAUCUGAGUAGGAAAGUGUAUGUGAAGUUAAAUUAUUACUUUUAUAUAAACAGCAGCUACACCAGAGCUUUGUGAUGCCUUGAAAAAUUCCUUCUUGCUCAUUUACUUUUUUUUGUGUGUACUUAUUUGUUUAUAAUUGUGUAUAGUAAGGUUACAACAAUUCUUUUUUAUCUUGAAAAUGUUCAGUUUUUUGCAUAUUCAAAUUCUUACAUAUUUUUUAAUAAAGCAGGGCUGUGAACAUGUAUAAUUGCUUGUUAUGGGAGGAAAAUUAGUUAGCAACAUUCACUUAUCCAGCAAAAUGGAAAUAAGUGUGGUGAAUGCUGUGGUUUGGUUUACGGGAUGAGCUGACUGGCAGAACACAGCACACCAGUCUGUGAUGGAGGUGUGAACUAUAUAAUAAAGUAAUAUUGAACAAA